CAGCAUCAGGCCAGGAGUCCCGGUGACGGGAAGCUCCUGGCCCACGCGUCCAACACUGCCGUAAAACCAUCGCCCGGUCAUCAUUCCCUGCCGCGGAAAAAGACACCAUCCGAGAUUAGAAACUCCUCGACCCAGCAGUUCCAGCGUGCCCAAUCGUUAAGGCGAAGCUGUUUGUCGCCUACGCAGUAUCAUCAUCAGCAGCAUCAUCAUCAGCAUCGUCAACAAGAGAGCUCGUUGCACUUCGAAUACUUUGUACCCAGAAGCGUGAGCGAGUUUAACCUAGCCGCGGCUGCGGUCACCGAUAUGGCGGUACCACCGCCGCCACCCACUUCCGUUCUAAGACCAUCCUCAGCGGUUACGCCUCCGUUGUCCUCUGCGCCUAAUCCAGCCUUGUCCAAUCAAUCUCGACUGCUCGAGUGUUCUGGAACGGCUACCAGAAGCCGUGAGAAGAUGGUCACGUUCGAGGACGAAGGGAUGAACACCUCGACGCCAACCAGGAAGAACGUUUCCGGGCUGGACAAUGUUUUCAUGUGACGCUGCAAUCAUGGUUGAACUUGUGAAUCAAUAUUUCAACGGAGGAUCUAUCUUACAAGGAUCUGGUUACGGUAUUUCAAGGGUGGAUUAAGAACGAUUAAGUUAAUUAUGAAAUUGUCAGGAUUUAGGGUACUUUGAUGAUUGAAUUUAAGGAUACGAGGGAGAAGAAUGAAAAUGAAGCGAAGACAAGGAAUGGACGUAGAGUUUCGUACUCUGUAAAGACACGAACUUCAAACAACGAAGGUGUCUUGAACGAAGGAAGCCGGGGUUUUACUUUUUCGAAACUUUAACGGCGAUAUCGUUCGUCGUGACGAAAGACACUAGAUUUCUAUCGUUUACAUUAUAACUACCGUUACUGUAACACUAAUUAAUACUCUUAUCGCUGCUGAUACUCUUCUUCUUACCAUUAUCGUUGCUAGAUUACGUGGUACGAGCGGGAGCUCGUGAAAUUGUGAGAAUUCUUCAAAUGUAUGCGAUUACACUGCCUCUUUCUCUCAAUGAACAGCUUGUACAGGGUGAGACAAUUUGAAGAGAUACAGUUCUUCCUGAAGGAAUACACUUUCUUAACGUUGAAAAUGAUUUCUAUGCAACGGUAGUUUCAUAUCGUUACAUUAUCGAGUAGAUAUUUUAAAAAAUAUAAUUCAUCGAAAUUAACUUCAGAAUUUUUCUUUCGACUUUUUAUAAUGUAUUUCUUCGGGAAAAACUUAAUCUCUUUCGUACUAUGUCCCCCUUGGGUGUACUUAUAACGAGAAACACACACAGUUCUUUGAAGAAUAAACACUUCAAAGGGUCCAUGAAUUUUCAUACUCUACUCUAUUCCCUCGAGAAACAUAGUUUAAAAUAUUCCAUGUUUCCCAUGGAAAUACGUAUAUUUGUGACAAGAAAGAGGCGACGUAAGAGAGAAAAAUAAUGAAACACACAGCCUUAAAACGCGCCUCACAAGCGGUUCAAUUAAUUAUUGUCACAACAAAAAAAAAAAAAAGACAGAUAAUAUAAAGCAUAAAAAAAAGACGUGCAUAGCUACGAGGCGGGUCUGUCCUAGUGUAAUUGAUAAGGAACUCGUUUUAAUUGUUGAACGUCGCUUAACUUUAAUACGAAUUGAUAAGCCAGUGUCCGAAUAAAGGUAAUUAUGUAAAUGAUUCUAGUAUCAUAAAGGAUCGUGUCCAAUCUUUGUGCGCACGGUGAAAGAAGCGACGUCACUCAAUCAACAGGUUGAAUUAUGGGGCUCAACGAGUGUUCGGAUACUCUGUUUCUACGCGUAUUUCACGAUAUCGAAUGAGUUUUCAUUAAAGAGAGACGAAGUAUCGAACAA
Molecule: messenger RNA, 1846 nt
Organism: Osmia lignaria (orchard mason bee)
Lineage: Eukaryota; Metazoa; Arthropoda; Insecta; Hymenoptera; Megachilidae
Source: RefSeq, a predicted model, not a curated record